GUGAAGUGUGUGUAGGUGUGUGUGUGUGUGUGUGUAACAUGUCGUAACGGAUGCAGGCAGGUAACCGAUCACAGCGGGACUACACCUCCAACGAACCGAACCAUGUCGGAGGAAAAGGCGACCCUGAGCACCGAGCUGUUCGACAGCGUGCGCGAGGCCGUGGGUCGCAGGCUGAAGCUCAACCUGAGGCGCGCGGUCCGGCUGGAGGUCAAAGGUGACCGGAUGGAGAGCCGGGUGCUGGCCUUGGCGUCACAUCGAGCUUAUCUGCUGACAGCACGGAUCCCUUCCAAGGUGGAACAGUCGUUUAACUACCUGGACCUUCAGGGAAUCACCAGCAACAAGCCCACUCAGGUGGUGUUGGAGCAUGAGCGCGGCCCAUGGAGCCUCCAUCUGGCCUCCGUGGAGGAAGUGGACGAGGUCAUCGCUCACAUCGGCACCUGUGUGCAGCAGAUCUGCCCGUCCGGGUCUCCAGUGAAGGUGAUGCGGCGGCUGAGUCUGAAGCCUCCUGAGAGGGCGGCGGCGCUGCAGGCCGUCUGGGACGAGCAGGGCCCGGCCGACGUCGGACCCUGCGGAGGUUUCUCCCAUCAAUACUGGUGUGUGUGUGACUACCUGGGCCUGCCGUACAGGGAGGAGGUCCAAUGGGACGUGGACACCAUCUACCUGACGCAGGACAGCAGAGAGCUCAACCUGCAGGACUUCAUCCACCUGGAGAACAGGGACCUGGUGGCGAUCAUCGCUGCGCUGGAGUUCAACCAGUGGUUCAGCAAAGUGUCGGCCAAAGACGUCAAACUGUCGACAGACGUGUGUGAUCAGAUCCUGAGAGUGGUGGCCCGGUCCAACCGUCUGGAGGAGCUGGCGCUGGACAACGCUGGACUUCGAAGUGACUUUGCUCAGAAACUGGCCGGCGCUCUGUCUCAGAACCCGGCCUCCGCCCUGCACAGCCUCACCCUGAGCAACAACUCCCUGGAGGACAAAGGUGCAGCAGCUCUCAGCGCACAGCUGGCCAAGCUGCCCAUGGGCCUGAGGCAGCUGAACCUGUCCAGGACGUCCAUGUCCCCCAAAGGCGUGAACAGCCUCUGCCAGGCUCUGUGCUCCAACCCGGUGGAGGCCUCCACCCUCACACACCUCGACCUGUCGGGAAACGUGCUGCGAGGCGACGACCUGCAGAACCUGCACAGCUUCCUGAGUCACUCCAACUGCGUGGAGACGCUGGAUCUGUCCAACAGCGACUGCUCCUUGGAUCAGGUUUGUGCAUCGCUGCUCAGAGGAUCUUUGAAGCAUCUCUCUGUGCUCAACAUGUCGAAGACGGUUUUCUCUUACAGGAAGUGUAAAGAAAUCCCCUCGUCCUUUAAGCAGUUCUUCAGCAGUGCCCAGUCUCUGAGCUCGGUCAGUCUGUCGGGAACAAAGCUGCCUCUGGAGGCUCUGAAGGCGCUGCUGUUAGGGCUCGGCUGCAACCCGAACCUCAGCGAUGUGUCUCUGGACCUCAGCUGCUGCGAGCUGCGCUCAGGAGGCUCCCAGAUCCUGGAGGGCUGCAUCGCCGAAAUCCCCAACAUCUCCAGCCUGGACAUCUCUGACAACGGCCUGGACAUGGACCUGACCACCCUGCUGGUGUGGCUGGCCAAGAACCGCUCCAUACGACACCUGUCGCUGGGCAAAAACUUCAACAACAUCAAAUCCAAGAAUGUGGCUCAGGUCCUGGAGAACCUGGUCCACAUGAUUCAGGAGGAGGAGUCGCCGCUGACCUCGCUGUCGCUGGCCGACUCCAAGCUGAAGGCCGACCUGUCCAUCGUCCUCAACGCUCUGGGCAGCAACGCGUCUCUGACCAAGCUGGACAUCAGUGGAAACGCCAUGGGGGACAUGGGGGCCAAGAUGCUGGCCAAAGCCCUGCAGAUCAACUCCAAGCUCAGGACCAUCGUGUGGGACAGGAACAACAUCAGCCCUCAGGGCCUGCAGGACGUAGCUGCUGCUCUGGAGAAAAACUACACCAUUCGUUUCAUGCCUGUCCCCAUCAUGGACGCAGCUCAGGCCCUGAAGGCAAACCCCGAGAAGACGGAGGAUGCCUUACUGAAGAUGGAACAGUACCUCCUGAGGAACCACGAGACCCGUAAAUACCUGCAGGAGCAGGCGUACAGGCUGCAGCAGGGAAUCGUCACCACGACCACUCAGCAGAUGAUGGACAUGAUGUGCGUGAGGGUGCAGGAUCACCUGAACUCUCUGAAGAGACCGUCUGAGUCCAUCUCGGUUCUGGAAGACAUGAAGGUGGCGGAGAACUUCAUGAAGGACGCCAGGAACUCCAAGAGGCUGCUGCCGAACCUGUACCACCUGAAGGACGGAGGCGCUCAGGAGGCUUUUGUCGGAGCCGUUCAGGGGAAGCUGGAGUCGAUGGCCGGCGAAGUGGCUGAAGUGAUGGAGGAACAGCUGCAGAACAUGCUGGUGUCCAUGGUGGACUCUGCUGAGGGCCUGUGUCCUCACGUGAUGAAGAGGAGCAACCUUCGUCAGGAGCUGCUGAAGUCCGGCGCCGGCAGGAUGACGGUGCCCCGAAGCUUCGUCAGCUCCACGCUGCUGGAGCAGUCGGGGGUCGACAUCAUCAACAAGAUCAGUGAAGUGAAACUCGGCAUGGCGUCGUUUUUAUCGGACCGCAUCGUGGACGAGCUGCUGGAGUCUCUGUCCAGAUCCCAGCACACUCUGGCCGAGCACCUGAUCAGGAAGCCCUCGGUGCAUAAGGAGCCUCAGACGGAGACGGAAGUCCUGGACGAGAUGGUUCUGCAGCCAGGGAACCACCAUGCGGUCCACAACCCAAAGCAGAGCCAGCACGACCCGGAGGACACGGACCCCUGCCUGAUGACGCCUAAAACCAAGAGGAAGAGCAUUCUGGUGCGGAUGCUGCGUCCUGUGUCUGUGGCGUUUGAGAUGGAGUUCGACCUGGACAAGGCUCUGGAGGACGUGCCCAUCCACUGCGAGGACCCUCCUCUUCCUCCGGCUCCGCAUCCGUCGGACAGGACGUCGUCGUACUGUGAGGACCUUCCUCCUCCACCCGCUUCACCCGACGCAGACUCCACCUACGUGACGGAGCUGCCGCCGGUGGAGCAUGUGAUGCUGGAGAGUCAAACCAAGCUAAGACCGAAGCCCAAGAAGCGGACGAAGCCCAGCAGGCAGCACCGGGAGACCACUCUGGACUCGGCCCAGGACGCAGAGCAGGACGGCACCAUGGGAAAGCUGGACGAAGGCCUGGACGACUUCUUCUCCAAGAGAGUCAUAAAGCUGAGCUUCAGACUUCCCUCUGUCAGAAGUCCCACCUCCUGCCCACAGGAGGCCACGGAUAAGAAACGGGAGUCGAGGAGGAGCGGCUUCUUCAACCUCAUCAAGUCCAGGACGUCCCGCUCAGAAAAAAGCCACGGCUCCGCCUCCGUCCCUCCACCACACACGGGUCCCCUCUCUCCUCAGGCCUCCUGCUCCGUCAGCCCCGUGAGUGAAGACGCAGCCAAACCGGCUGCAGAGCCGCAGCACCCGCUCCACGGACCUCCGGCCCAGGAGCGCGCGGAGCCUGAGCCGCCGGCAGCUCCACCCGUGGCUAAAGAGGAGGAGAGGAAGGUGGAGAAGAAGGAGCACCCACACCUGCCGCGCCACAUGGGGGUUCCUGUGAUGGGACUGGACCUGCUGGCCGAGAUGAAGGCCAGGCAGGAGAAAAUGGCUGUGAAGAAGUCGGAGUCUGUGUUGGACGGCGAUCGAGCCAAACUGGAAGUCCAUCACUCGGUGCCGGCAAACGCUGGCGAGUCCAGACCAGAGCCGGGUCCCAGGUCCAGACCAGCAGGCGUCACGCUGAAACCGCUCCCACCCCAGAACGUAAAGCUCCCCCCAGGGUUCCCCCCCCCCGGUCCCACCAGCCCGGUCAGCGCCCGCGUGCACGAUGACAGGCCGCUUCCUGCUCCGCGCCUGAGGAGGGCGUCGUCGGAGCAAGACAAGGAGAGCGUCAGCGAAUGUGAGCUUCACGGGGACAGUGGCGACGCCUUUGACCCGGUCGGUUCCGGGCCCGCUGCCGGGUCUGAGCCCGCGGCCGGUUCUGAGCCCUAUUCUGAGCCCGCGGCCGGUUCCGAACCUGCGGCUGGUUCUGAGCCCACGGCCGGGUCCAAGCCUGCUGCCGGUUCUGAGCCCGGUUCUGGGCCCUCUGCCGGGUCCGAGCCGGCGGCCGGGUCCGGGCCCGCGGCCGGGUCCGAGCCCGCGGCCGGGUCCGAGCCCGCGGCCGGGUCCGAGCCCGCGGCCGGCGGCAGACAGUGGUCGUCUCUGAAGAGUCCAGCCCCAGCACGGGAGGAGGAGCGAGAGCGGACCAGGUCCCUCCCUGCUCACGGUUGGGCUCCAGCUGACACAGACCACGUGGAGCCUUCAGUGAGGGCUCCGUCUCUGGAGGAACCAGACCUCAGUCCAGCUGAAGACAGUCCAGCUCUGGCUGCUGACAGAGGGUCGGGGGACGAGUCCAGUGACGGCGCUCCUUCAGUCUGACACCAGUUUACAGCACUCAGCAUCGCAGGGAUCCGGUCCCAGCAGCAGUUGGACCAGAACCGAAGGGCUUCCACCUGGGAGCCGUCUGCGCUUUUUAUUCUGGAUGAAAAAAUCUAAAAUGUGCCUUUUACAGCUUGAGAAGCUAAUGCUCCCACUCACUGUGUUCACGCCAUCGUCUGAUGAGCUGAUGCAUCAGAACAUGACAGAAUCCUGGUUUUCCCAGAGAUUCUUCUGUCACCACCUAAAAGCUACAGUCAAGCAGUCCUUCCACACUUUCUGUUGCUUCUACGUGUCCAGAUGUUCACACUGUCCCACAUUGUCCAUCAUGCUGCACCUACUGUAUGUAUCACUGUACUUAUAACUAACGCCUGUCGGAGUCUCACUGUACAAACUCUGGUUGUAACAGAUGAAUGAUGUGUUGAAUGGGGUUUCAUUUAAGGUUCCUGGUGGCGGUUUUCAUUUAAAUGGAGAGAAUCUUGUUAUUUUUAAAACCCAGUUCAGUGUUUUGUUCUGAGAUGAGACCUGGAGCUGUCCUGUAUGUUUACACCAAUAAACAGUGGUUUACUGGUC
Molecule: messenger RNA, 5067 nt
Organism: Betta splendens (Siamese fighting fish)
Lineage: Eukaryota; Metazoa; Chordata; Actinopteri; Anabantiformes; Osphronemidae
Gene: carmil1
Product: F-actin-uncapping protein LRRC16A
Exons: 37
Coding region: 103-4497 (1464 amino acids)
Biological process (GO): cell migration; regulation of Arp2/3 complex-mediated actin nucleation
Cellular component (GO): plasma membrane; lamellipodium
Molecular function (GO): protein binding
Source: RefSeq, a predicted model, not a curated record